AUGCCACACUUUCCAAGCUCUGCACGUCAGCAUCCCAGGCGGUUUAUGCUUGUCACCAACCCUCGCACUUGCUCCAAUCUCUUGGUCCGCAUCCUGGGCCUGGACAAUCAGCCACACACCAAGCAUGGCAGCUACCAUCUCCUUGGCUGCACGAUCGCCAUGUCCACGAACAACCUGUGGGAAAAGAACGCCGAUGAAUGGACGGAGGAACAGAGACAGUUCACACAUGGAGUAUACAAGAAAGGGAUCGAGGAUCUGGAGGGAAAUUUGACACCAGGCCCCGAAGACAAGAUCUGUUUCACCAAGGAGCAUGUCGAGACUUUUAUCGAGCCUACGACUUUGUCGAAGUACAUCCAUGGACAUCACAAGGCUGAGCCCUUGACUUUUGACAUCCCUGGAUACAGCUCUGACAAAUCUGCUGGCAAUGAGACAGUUUUUCCAGACGCAUACCUAGAGUCCUGGAAUCCGAUCUUCUUGGUUCGACAUCCGGCUAGAGCGUUCGAAUCGGUAUAUCGAUCUUUCAUUGAUGUCGCGAAGACUCCUGUGAGCGCAGGUUCGAGCCAGAAGUCGAUCGACGGAUUUAUUGAACUCACUAUGACGCUUAGCUGGACCCGGAAGCUGUACGAGUUUUACGGAUCUCGUGGCAUGGAUCCUAUCAUCAUCGAUGCGGACGAUGUUGUCGUCAACGCGGAGCCGUUGACACACAAAUUGGCGGAGUACAUUGGAUUCGACACCAAUGCGCUCCAAUAUAAAUGGAACGAAUGUUCGAAGGACCAGAAGGAGAAGCAGGAGGCACAUUUUCAGAGGAUGUUGUCGUCGCUGAAUGAGUCGAAUGGCGUCAAAGUGGACCCUGCGAAAUUGUCCAGCAGUAUCAAGUCUGCGGCAGAGCUUGUGCCGAAGUGGACUGAAGAGUUUGGCGAGGCGACUGCCAAGAAAUUGGAGCGCUGGGUUGAAGCUGCGAUGCCAGACUAUAAUUACCUGCGUGAGAGACGGAUGAGGCCAUGAGUACAGAGUGACUCAGACCGUAACCGGCGUUCACAGUAUAGACAUCAUGGCGAAUCGAGCUUCCACCUUAUGCGUCUGCGUUCAGUCGUCUUGCAUGGCCGAAUGUUUGUCUCCAGGUCCGUAAUGCUUGGUCGACAGCUCAGUCAACGGACUCGACGAUCAGAAUUUCCAAGGCUGGUUCCAAGAAUCCGGAUCACAUCAAUGGUUUGUACAUGCUUAGAUCACAUCAAAAUCCCAUGCCGUGUGUGUCCAUCAUGGUUUCCAGGAUCGCAACGAGUGAUCGUGCAUGAUUACAGGGCUCAUUGCACCAUUAUGAGUGGCGCAAGCUCGUGCGGUGGCACAGCAGGUGCGAUAAGGCUGAGAUGUCAUGGAGUAGGUGGCCCGCGCCUUGACAAUGGCUUGAGUUCGUGCAAUGAAACUUAGUUCGCUCCUAGCUAUAGCAGAGAGGGCUUGUCCAACGUCUUAGGCUCGGCGAUGUGGCCUUUCCUGGCUCUAGGCACUUUCGCUUGCAUGUGGAUGUUGUCAAGUUGUCUCAUGUUCCAUGGGCUAAGCAUCCACCGCAGCAUCAUUCGAGGCCAGUCUUGAUGCUGGGAAGUCGCUCUGUGUCUCGUUUGGUGAUGUCUUGGCUUGAACAGUACCUCCACUCAGGCGCUUCGCUUUCAAGCUCGCACGUGUAUAGUGACUUCCUUCAUCUGAAUAGCCACGUUUCGGUUCCUGUACUGCUUUCAACAUCGCAUUUGAACGUGCUCCAUCCAGAGAGCCAUCGGCCGCGGACGAAGCUUGCCCACAGUCUCGUCGACGGCUUGGAGACACGAAAAGGCGAUGUAAAAUGCUGAUCCUUGGCAGAAUGAAUUGUGUCCUUUGGUCUGGCCGGUGGACACCGACAAUGCCGUCAACGCUGGUCAGCUUCGGAACGCUUUCCAGGUGGUCAUUGCAGGCAGCAAUGGAUACAACAAGCUCGUAACACUGACACCUUCGGAAUCCAAUUCAGUUGUCAACCUUGGCAAGCGCGCAAUCUCAGUGUCGACUUGCAGGGAUGGCACGAGAACAGGCAUCAGGCAGGUUUCCCUGGCUUCUGCGAACGGUGCUGGUCCACUGAACGUCACCUUCUGCGUUGGUUGGUGCGAUACAGAGUAUACCAGGACGAGGCCUUGUAUGACAAAACU
This is a messenger RNA of Pseudocercospora fijiensis CIRAD86, 2171 nucleotides long. RefSeq lists its product as uncharacterized. NCBI's taxonomy places the organism in Eukaryota, Fungi, Ascomycota, Dothideomycetes, Mycosphaerellales, Mycosphaerellaceae. Bases 1 to 1005 code for a protein of 334 amino acids. The transcript has a single exon. The record is from RefSeq and is a predicted model, not a curated record.